Staurois parvus is the source of this 304-nucleotide messenger RNA. Lineage: Eukaryota; Metazoa; Chordata; Amphibia; Anura; Ranidae. The record is from the annotation of a GenBank genome assembly.
UACAGGGGAUGACCAGAGACUGUGGACACAGUGCAGGAGAUGACCAGAGACUGCGGACACAGUACAGGGGAUGACCAGAGACUGCAGACAGUGCAUGGAAUGACCAGAGACUGCGGACACAGUGCAGGGGAUGACCAGAGACUGCAGACAACAGUGCAGGGAAUGACCAGAGACUGCAGACAGUACAGGGAUGACCAGAGACUGCAGACAGUGCAGGGAAUGACCAGAGACUGCAGACAGUACAGGGGAUGACCAGAGACUGCAGACAGUGCAGGGAAUGACCAGAGACUGCGGACAGUGCAGG